Molecule: messenger RNA, 987 nt
Organism: Ascochyta rabiei
Lineage: Eukaryota; Fungi; Ascomycota; Dothideomycetes; Pleosporales; Didymellaceae
Product: Pre-mRNA-splicing factor cwc26
Exons: 2
Coding region: 1-987 (328 amino acids)
Biological process (GO): mRNA splicing, via spliceosome
Cellular component (GO): RES complex; U2-type spliceosomal complex
Molecular function (GO): RNA binding
Source: RefSeq, a predicted model, not a curated record
AUGUCUCUCGCCGACUACCUAGCGAAAAAUUACCUCACGGCGGACUCGGAAAAGAAGUCCAAAAAGCGGAAGAGAAAGGAGAAGAACGGUGGCCUUAUAAUUGACGAUGAUGAUAAUCUUGGGUGGAAGGAUAAAGCAGAUGAAGAUGAUGAAGAUGCGCCCUUGAUCAUGGGAGGAGCAAGCCUCAAAAAGUCUAAGAAGAAAUCCAAAGGAACCAGCGCCGCAACAUGGGCGACAGUGGGUGUCGCUGCACCUUCACACGCACAACAGCUUGCCGCCGACGAAGCCGCCGCAAACGCAAUCAUAGCCUCGACAGCCGCCGACCGGCAACAAGCAGCAGACGCCGAAGACGAAGCACCCGAAAUGGUGGAUACUGAAGGAGUGCUGAGGUUGGAGUCUGGUGCACGAGCAGGUCUACAAACCGCGGCGCAAGUUGCUGCAGAUAUGAAGCAACGGCAAGACGCAGAACAGCGGAAGGCUGAGCAAGCUACAAAAGAACUAGGUGCAGCGGCGCAAGAAACCAUCUACCGAGACGCAAGCGGUCGCAUUAUCAACGUUGCAAUGAAGCGUGCAGAAGCGCGAAAGAAAGCCGAAGAUGAGGAGCGCAAGAAGUUGGAGAAGGAGAGAGAAGCUCGUGGAGAUGUACAAAACGCUGCUGCAGCAAAACGGAAACAGGCACUGCAAGAUGCGAAGACGAUGACAGUCGCACGGUACGCCGACGAUGCGGAGCUGAACGACGAGCUGAAAGAGCGAGGACAUUGGAACGACCCUGCAGCUGGCUUUCUGCGCAAGAAAAAGGCUGGACGCAGCAUCACAGGCAAGCCGCUUUACACCGGAGCGUUCCAACCAAAUCGAUACGGCAUUCGCCCCGGUCACCGAUGGGACGGCGUGGAUAGAGGGAAUGGGUUCGAGAGCGAAUGGUUUAAGUCGAGGAAUCGCAAAGCGAAUAUCGAAAAGCUGGAAUACCAGUGGCAGCAGGACGAAUAG